GGCUCUCUCCUAUGCCCACUGCCAGCAGCUCACAGCCUGGAGUGGCUGGGCCCCUGGGAGCGGCUCUUUCCCACAGGCUGGGCGCAGGCCUAAGGAGUGGGGUCCAGGGCCUGGGAGCUCAGCGUGAAUCAGGGGCCUCUCUUUUUACUGUGGAUUUGGGCCUGGGAGCCAAAGAGCUCCCUCCUCGACCUCCCGAAUCCCCUGGCAACUUCCCAGUCACGGCAGGUUCCGCUGCCAGAGCCAUUUAUAACUCCCAUUCCAGGCUGUGCUCGGCAGUGGAGCUCCCUGGAGAGCCGGGGGAGGGGCAGACCACUGCUGGGAGCUGUGGGCCUGGGUACGGAGGCCCUGACCUGAGCCCACGAAUGCAGAGUGAUGGCAGGCAGGCCUCGUGGGGUGGGGGCUCAGGGCCUUCUAUGUGUCAUCUCCUCUUUGGACCUUAGCGCUGGGUCUGGGGGGCCUCAGGGGGCCGAGUCCCUGAUGAGCAGGCAGGAAGAGAAGGAUGCAGACCUGGACCGGAGAAUAAUCGCCCUUCGAAAGAAGAACCAGGCCUUACUUCGCAGGUACCAGGAGAUCCAGGAAGACCGUCGGCGGGCGGAGCAGGGGGGCAGGGCUGUGACCACGCCGGAGCUCCUCCGACCCGACGGCCUUACCAUCACCAUCAGCCAGGUUCCCGGUGAGAAGCGGGUGGUCAGCCAGAACUGGGCAAGAAGCACCCGUGGGCCUGGAGCGGCCAAUGAGGUGCUCACGGAUGAGGAGCUGGAGGCUCACACAGACACCUUCUGCUUAGGGGAGCGGGUGGAGCUGGCCGUGACCAUGGAAAACAAAGCUGAGGCCAAGCGGAUUGUAAGCGAGAAGCACACCAGAGCAAGAAGCCAGGGAGCAGAAGGGCCUCCUGGAGGGGCCUUGGGUCAGAGCUGCUCUGUGCAGAUGGAUGUCAGUUUGGAUUCUACACGAAAGGGUGCCUGGGAGCCCCGGAGUCCAGGCCUGGUCCCCGGCUCAGCUCCCCACCAGCCAGUGUGGGGAGCCAUGGAGGGGGACUGGGACUAUGCCCAGUGGAAGCAGGAGCGGGAGCAGAUCGACCUGGCCCGCCUCGCCCGGCACAGAGAUGCACAGGGUGACUGGCGCCGCCCAUGGGACCUGGACAAGGCCAAGUCCACGCCGCAGGGCUCCAGCAAACCUCGGGAGGAGGGCCAGGGAAGGGCGGGCAGCACCAGGGGUCCCAGGAGCCACCGGAGGCUGCAGCCCCCACAAUUGCCCCCUGAUGGCAAGGGUGGUACUACUCGGGGUGGGCAGUCUAGCAGAUCCUUGGCGGCACCAGCCAUAUGCAGCAAAGCUCGAGGGACGGAUAGGCUGACUGGCAGGGCCCGAAGGUGGGAGACAAAGGAAGAGAAGGAGGAGGUGGAGAGCCCGGAGGGAAGUCAAAGCACUGGCCAGACUCUGAACAAGAAGGAGCAGGCACAGACACAGAACGGGAUGGAGCAGAGCAGGCCCCCGAGUGCCCCAGCAACCAGCCCAUCUCCAGCAUCCCCAGAGGGGCCAAAGGGGGAGUCAGGAGCUUCAACAGCCAGUCCGGUCCCUGGCUCUCCACAAACCUCUGACUUGGUUCCCCUUGACCUCUCUCUAGGAGGCACCAGUAGCCCUGGGCCUGGGAAGAGCGUGGGUGUGCUCAGUCCAAGGCCUGGUGCCCAGGAGAGCCCAGUGUCCCGGUCACAUGGUUCUGAGAAGCCCCUAGGGUGGGAGGAUCCCCAGGCUGAGCAGGAAGUCCAGACUUGCUCUGAGUCACAAAGAGGAACAGGGCCCUCAGAACCCAGAAAAGACGGGCCUGGCAAGGCUGGGGCCCAGCAGGGCCUGACACCACGAUGCAGGCCCCCCAGAGGAACUGGCCAAAAAGUGAGGGGCAGAGGAGGUGUGAGGGGCAGGAUGGGGGUCCCUGGCCCCACAGGGAGAUGCUGAACAAAGCUCCUGGGAGCAGGGGGACCAGGCUGGGGAGAGGAGGAGGGAAGAACACAGUCAAGAGCCUUCUUUGUGAUGGGCGUCUUGUUGCUGGUGGCUUGUGGCAGCCUGGCUGUAUGGUUUGGCAAAUUCUCCGGCCCAGUGACAUUGUGAGGGCAAGGAGCUGUCCUUCCCUGCACCUCAUGGGCACACACCUCCGUAGACAAGUGUGUUUGCACCUGCAGGCACAGCCCCGGGUGUAUUCCUGUGCCAUACCUUGUCUCUGAGGCUAGUAAGCCAUGUCUUGCUUGGGUCUACUGCUGCCUAGGCCGUAAGCUUCCCCCAGCCCCGCCAUCCCCCAGGACAAGAAAGCAAGGCUGAGAAGCACUGAGCCCCUGGCUUGCAUGGCCUCCCUUUCCAGCUGCCACCUUCCAGCUCCUCGGGUGCAGGCAGCCUCAGCAGCUGGCAUGGCCAGGCCAGGCCAGGCCUAGGCCCUUCCUCGCCUCUGCCUUGCACCCAGGUGGCUCACAGCCCCAGACUCAGGAUGGCCAAACCAGGGGAAUCGCACCAAUCAGCCAGAAAUCUUCUGCCUUUCUGGAAGAGGAGGCUGAAGCCCCGAGAGAAGGAGGCCACAGUCAGCAGGGGCUGAGCUGGGGCCAGAGGAGCAGAGCUAAGGUCUUCCCCGGAAAGACCUCCUCUCUGAAACGGGGUGGGGUUGGGCGGAGAGGAGACGGCUUCCUCCCCCCAGUAGGUGGGGGGCUUACCAUCAGGGAACCCCAUCUUCAGGCCAGGUCAGACAUUGAGUGUACCCCAAAUGGGGGUCAGGGAGCAGUCCUGCAGCCCAGAGUCAUUUCCUGCCAUUGCCUACUUCCUCUCCCCACACCACCUUGCUGAACUGUGGUCAGGCAAAAGCAAGGACUCAGGCAGGGUCUGAGAGAUUAGAAAUGGCGACUGCAGCUAAGCAGGGCAUCAGGACUUGUCUUUCCCACUUACAUCUCCAUUCCUGCCCCUCCUCUGAGGCCCACCGUCUGGUGAAUUAUCCAGAUUCUGCACAAGGUGUGGCUUCCUCUCAAUUCAACAAACAUUUCCUGAACACCCACUACAGCAACACAGCCAGAGGGCGAUGGUGACUUUGCCAGCAAGGGGGAGGGCAGAAGCCCAGUCACUGGGCAAAUCAAGGCAGCCCAGCAGGAGCCCUUGGCUGUCAGUGCCCGACAGGGGACAGGGGCUGGGGAUGGCGGUAGCAGCCCAAAGGGAACCAUCCUACCUCUGCUAGCAAAAGCAGGUGCCCCUCCCUCUCUCAGUGUGCACCCUCUGCCCCAAGGCCUUGCCUGGAUCUCCCCAUGUGGCCCCCUCUGCUCCCUUCCCCUUCGGCCUGCAGUGGUUGCUCCUGUGUGCUGACGGGGCCUCCCUAGGUUCUCCAGGGAGUGUCUGGAUUGCCCCCCAGAUUUCUCUAUUGUCGAAGUGAGGCCUUAACCAUGAGGUCGCAACCUGGGCUUCCUCACUGGCUCUCAUUCCACCUGCCCCAACGAUUCAAGAAGCGUGAGGAGGGGAUCAGAUUGUUUAAAGCAGUGCUUCUUACAUGUGAAGGUGCAGAGUAAUGCAGAUUCUCACGCAGUAGGUCUGGGGUGGGCUUGAGAAUAUGCAUUUCUACUGCUCCUCCAGGUGAUGCUUAUGCUGCUGGUGCCCGACCACACUUUGAGCAGUAAGGGUUUGGACUAACAGACGUGGAGGGCUGGGGCAAAGACAGACAACACUCUCACUGCUUGGGGCUGGCUAGGCUGAGGAUGGGGCGGUGCUGCCUCCGCUGGUGGGACCCGCUGGGCUUCAGAGCUGGGUGGGAAACUGAGGCAGCUGGGAAGAUGCUUGAAAGGUCGGUGAGUGGUGGUGCCAGCUUCCCAUAGUAUAGAGUGAGAAAGCUGGCUGGGAUGAGGGGCAGCAGGUGGAAGAGCUUGGCGUGGGGUUGGUCAAAGGGAUUUUGGAAAGACUUGGGAACAUUCCUGUGCGUGCGAGAGGGAGACCCCUGUGAUGAGAGAGGCAAGGAUGAAAGAGUCCCAGUUCAAGUCUUCUUCUUGCCUUCCAGUCACACAAAUAUGGCUUCAGAGCACGGCUCUGGUUCUGGCACCCAUGACUCCCCAGGAUGGGCCUGGGGCGGAGCAGGUGCAGGCAGGGCCCUUGACUGCAGGUGUUUCCAAAAAUAACUGUGGCCGAGGACUCAAAUUCUAAGAUUCACAAACUGCUACCAACCCCCAGCACCUCCAACUGCACGCAUGCUCUGGCAGCUCUGAUUCGACCCUCGCAGCAGGACAUAAUCUAAAGAGAAAGCUGGGCAGAAGGGCCACAGAGAGACAGGGCUUCUCUCCCUGCGGGGAACAUUCAGAAGGACCUUAGGAGAAAGGAUGUCAUAGGAGCCACUGGGGGCUGGAGAGAAUGAAGACUGGUACAGGACAUCUUCACUGGAGGAAGAUUAUAGGGCCAGGCGAGUAUCCCUGAGCUUUAAUUUUAAAAAAGCAAGCCCUUCUCCAGACUAAAGGGAGCCAGCAGCCACAGGGCCACCCCCCUGCUCCUGGGUGGAGCCAGAGAUGGAGCAGAAGGGAAACAUGGGGAGACACCCCACCACAAACCUCGGGGUCACGGGAGGCUGUUUUUCUCUCUUCCUGGAUCCUUCCUUUUGGAAUCCUUUCUCCUCUCCAACUAACAAACAAGAUUGCUUGAAAAGUUGGGGAGUUCUUCACGAGGCGUGAGUAUCAGGAACCCAGGCACAGAGCUGAAGGAAAAGAGAAGGGAGGGCACAGGAGGUAGCAGAAAGCCAGUAGGGACAUGACAGCUUUACCAAAGGCUCCAAACAAGGAGAGCAGAAGAGGCAGAAGGCGUCCCUGCCCGGGCCCAAACCCCUUCACAGAGGGGAGCAGCAAAGGGCACUGCAGGGGAGGCCAGUUUUCUGAGGAUAAGCAGCAUGGCAGAGCCGCACAGACACAGGUCUUAGAAUCCGACAGGCUGAACCUGAAUCCUGCUUGCCAUCGACUAGCUGGAUGACCUUGGUCAAUUUAAGCUUGAAAAGCCUCAGUUUUCUUAUCUACAACAUAGGGCUAGUAAUACCUUGAAAGGUUGUUCAGAAAACGAAAGCUAAUAGUAUGAGAAAUACGCCCAGCACACUGUAGGCAUUCUAUUAACAGCAGCCUAAAGGCACUUAGUAAAUAUCUGUGGAAUAAAUGAAGUAGCUAUUUGGUGUGA
This is a messenger RNA of Artibeus jamaicensis (Jamaican fruit-eating bat), 5166 nucleotides long. RefSeq names its product coiled-coil domain containing 9B (gene CCDC9B). The record is from RefSeq and is a predicted model, not a curated record. The coding region runs from base 373 to 1953 and encodes 526 amino acids. Lineage: Eukaryota; Metazoa; Chordata; Mammalia; Chiroptera; Phyllostomidae. The transcript is spliced from 11 exons.